AUGAACAAGUUUUUUACUAAAUUGUUUACAUUCAAAUGGCUAGAAGAUAGUUUAGUCGAUGUUGUCAAAUGGCGCUAUGCGCUAGUGGCGAUGGGAGUUUUGGAAGCUCUUUUAUUUUGUGGAAUAACUUUUGGUUGGGCAAAUUUAGUUUAUGUCCUCAAAGCAGAAGGAUUUUGGAUUGAACUGUGCCCUGAACUCAACGUUACUUUUCAUGCUCAUGAAAUGAUCAGUUCAAAUAUCACUUGCCUUCCACAAAGUGAAAUACUGCAAGCUGUUUUUACUGUAUCGGUCUUUGUCCCGAACGCUGUCUUGGUGAUCAUUGGCUUUUCUAUAGAUCGAUUUGGUCCACGUAAUAUGCGCUUUAUUGCGAGUAUUCUAUUGAUGAGUUCCUUCCUUAUGCUUGCGUUAGCAACUAGAGAUUCUCCAUCACUAUUAUUUCCUGCACUAUCUUUAUGCAGUACAGCUGGUAUGUACUUCCUUCUAUCUCUGUUUCAGAUUGGCAAUCUGUUCAAGACGAAAAGAUCUACGGUUAUUAGUAUCAUUAAUGGGAGUUUUGAUGCAUCUGCAGCUAUCUUUCUAUUCUUUCAGCUCAUUUAUGAUGUUGGCAUAAGCAGAAGUACUCUAUUCUUGAUUUGGACUGCCUUGUCUUUUAUUACAGUGAUUAAUACAAUAGUCUUUAUUCCAGCAAAACCUAUUUUACCACCUGAUGCAGAAUAUAACAGUAUUACUAGUGGUAUCCUUGGUAAUUAUUAUUAUAUCUUUCAUGCACUGGAGGUUGUUAAUGUUAGCUUAUUGGGAAUCCAUUCUAAAACAAUCAAUCACAUGAACAAACCUAGUCAAAACGUCAGCAGACGCAGCAGACUUUUUGAUUCCGUUUCCGUCAGUUAUGAUAUGACCGAAUACUUUAAAGAGGAUCUUGCAGAUAGUGAUCAAAUCAAACGCAGUUGUAGCUAUUUAAGCGUAUCGCAUUCGAUCAAUUUGAGUGAUAGCUACCCUCCUAGUGAUAUAGUUAAAGAGGAUAGCGAUCCUAGUAUCAUCAAUUACGAAAUUUUGGAACCUAAAAGUAUCGAUAAUGAGACUAUUAUCAGGAGUAGUUAUGCUCAAAGUAUGAAUUUACCAGUCAUCAAUAUUCAGGAUACUGAUAAUAUGACGACUAAAGUUGGAUUUAAAAAUGAAAAUCAUCGAGAUUUUGGUUCAAAGGAUCAAAAGUUUAGUGACUUAAACGCACAUCGACUGUCAAGAAGAAGUUUAAGCGUUGAUGCUGAUCCACUCUAUUUAGUUAAUCCUAAAGAUGUACUGGCUAAUUUACAAGGUCGUCAACAAUCUACCGAGACAAACGAUUUUGAAGUAGAUUCUUUAGCAAGAGAUGGCCGCGUAGCUCUACCUAACAGUGAAUCUAACAAUUGCUUUGAGUGUGAAGAAGAAAACAACGAUGCAAUAUCAAUCCAUUCCUUGACCAUCGAUCCAUUUGAACGCCAACCUACCAGAGACAACGCUAAUGAUCAAAAAAGUUUACCAGCGUCACCAGCUGGCAGCAAUGGCUCAGCAGCAAGUAGUGUAUCCGCUUAUAAUUUAAAUGCGCUAUUCUUUGAGGAUAAUUUUACAGAUUAUACUAUCCAAGAAUCCCAUCCAACAAACGAUCUAAAUGUACAAGCUCAAAACUAUACGGCACCCUUACAAAGUGUUAGUGUGACUAUUACUAAUGCUGAAGAUGGAAAUAUAGCUAAUGCCGAUGAUAGCGGCGAUGAGAAGAGCGAUAAUGGAUCUGUUUCAUCGGUUGUCCUUGCUAACAAAUUCUUUAAAGAGCAACUCAAUCAUAAUAAUAAUCGAUCCAGUGUCUCGAACGGUGCUAGUAAUACAGGAUAUCGAAGCUGUCCACAGUCGCCAACAGGAAGUGUUGUUUCAAAUGGUAGCACUAUAUCUGCUUAUAACUUAAAUGCAUUACUAUUCGGUAGCAACAAGGCAAAUAAAAAAAGCAAAAGAAUGACUGUAGAUGAUGGAGCAUUACUAAAAUCGACAUCGAAACAUACUCAGACAACUUCUCAUGGAGGAUUUCAUAGCAAAAUAAAAGCAAAAAGUCAACCAGCGUCUCCGGUUGGAAGUAACAGUUCUGCCUGUAGCAGUAUUUCGGCAUAUCAUCUUAAUUCGCUAUUUGACAAUGAAAAAUUUCGCGAAAAAUUCUCUAAUACAGAAGUCGACAAGAGUGGUAUUACAGAAUGGAUUACAAAUCAAGAACAAUAUUUACCCUUACGCCAAAAACAAUCAGAUCCAAAUGACAACACUACAGCAAAUUCCGAGAACAAGGAUAUUGAUAACCAAGCCAUAAAAGCAAAAGAUCUAAAGCAAGAUUCAACCGAUGAGAGUUAUUGUCGAACUGAAGCUUGGCUAUCGAAUAACCAGCUUCAAGGGUUAGAAGAUAUUAAUCAAACUAGUCAACAGACUGAAGUGGGAUUAAUCAAUACUCAUCAAAAUAAUGAUAACCAAAAGGUGGUGGCUAAAAUACAGGAAAAUUAUAACAUGUCAGGUGAUGGGAUUUCAGAAGAAGAUCUAAAGAACUUGUCGUCACUGGCUAAUAGUGAUAGAGAGCUAAAAUCUUCGCCUUUUACUCUUCGCAAAGCUACAAUUUCUACCAUCGCAGAAGAACAAGAUUCCUAUGCUAUUCCUGAUAUUACUGUUACAAGAGCCAAUAGCGAAGAAGAUCUGAGGACUGAAUCUUGCCAGGAGAGUGAUGACCAACAUGGUGCAAUUGGUCAUAGAACUAGAUCGAAUACCUUAGCGCAAUUACUACGACAAGAUAGUAAAGAAUCAAGUCGACGACGCUCAUAUAUUCCAACGCGAAGAGACAGUAAUUUUGCCGCUAAUGAUGAUAUCGAAUUACCUCAGCUCAAAUUACCUCGUUGCAUGACAGACAGCAGGGCCAACUAUUCUCGCUAUAAUAUCUAUUCUUUAGGAAACGCGUUUGCAGUUCCAGCUACUCAUACAGCUAGAUUAAAGACAAUUUCUGAAGCUAAUAGAAAAAGAGAGAUGAGACAGCGUGCACGUAAAUUUCGUAGCGAUUCUGUUAAAUCCAAUACAGAUUCCAAUCAUAACCCCAAGCUGCAACGAGAGGUAUCUCGCAAGAAGAGAUCUAUUCGGCGAAUACGUAGUGAUAGCAGUUUAUCAGUUAAAAGUGAUUAUAUGCUCAACUGGAAGGCGGCUAUAAGAUCGCCUUUAUUUAUCUGCCAUUGCCUGUAUCUUGGUCUCAUUCAGCUACGUCUUGUUUUCUUUAUUGGAUCACUUUAUUCAUUUUUAGAUUAUUUAACCGAUAGUCAGCCAGAUGUAGUUACUGCCUACACAAACGCUUUCGGCUGGGUCCAAAUGUUUGGUAUGAUUGCAUCUAUUGGCAUUGGCUUACUUAUGGAUUUUAAGUUAAGUGAAUCCAAUCCAGUGGAAGUAGUUCAAAUGACGUCGUCAGCAAUCGCUUAUUUUAUUAUAAAUACUAUGACUGUUUUAUUUGGAAUUGUCACCGUUAUUCCGGUCUUAGAACUUCAGUACAUUUCAUUUUUACUACACACUAUCAUCAGAGCGUUUAUCUAUUCGGCGAAUUCUAGCUUUAUCGCCAUCGCAUUUCCAAUUGAACAUCACAGCACGCUUAUUGGAGUCUCCUUAUUUGUGGCUGCUCUCUUUAGCCUCUUACAGUUUCCUUUAUUUAUUCUAAUCCGGGUAAACUUGGGAGGAGAUCCUUUCUGGAUCAACAUUGCAUUGUUUAUUGUCAGUAUCAUUGCUUAUGGUUAUCCAUUUCUAAUAUGGCAUGAGAGCAAGAAAUUGGAAGCAGCGAUGACUGAUACAGAUGAUGACGCUAUAUCUACAAUUGAGUACAAUCGAAGCGCUAGUACUGAGCCUAUUGCAUAG
This is a messenger RNA of Trichoplax adhaerens, 3891 nucleotides long. RefSeq lists its product as uncharacterized. The record is from RefSeq and is a predicted model, not a curated record. Bases 1 to 3891 code for a protein of 1296 amino acids. Lineage: Eukaryota; Metazoa; Placozoa; Uniplacotomia; Trichoplacea; Trichoplacidae. The transcript has 10 exons.